This is a messenger RNA of Drosophila sulfurigaster albostrigata, 544 nucleotides long. Its product is annotated as 10 kDa heat shock protein, mitochondrial. Bases 152 to 460 code for a protein of 102 amino acids. The record is from RefSeq and is a predicted model, not a curated record. The transcript is spliced from 3 exons. Lineage: Eukaryota; Metazoa; Arthropoda; Insecta; Diptera; Drosophilidae. Gene Ontology annotation, molecular function: metal ion binding; ATP binding; protein folding chaperone. Gene Ontology annotation, cellular component: mitochondrial matrix.
AGCAAAACUUUAAAAGCAUCGAUACAAACAAAUAAUUAGAUAAUUUUACGAACAACUGCGACCGGCCCGCACGUGUAGUGAAGUUCAAUUGCAAGUAUCAAUUAAGUUUUAGUUCAUUAAAGCGCUCCAGAUUGCAUUUAAUAAUAUAGAAAUGGCUGCUGCUAUUAAGAGAAUCAUCCCCAUGUUGGAUCGCAUUCUGGUGCAACGCGCUGAAGCUCUAACCACAACCAAAGGCGGCAUUGUCUUGCCCGAGAAAUCUGUGGGAAAAGUGCUGGAAGGUACUGUUGUGGCCGUUGGACCCGGUGCCCGCAAUGCUACCAAUGGCAACCAUGUUCCAAUUGGCGUUAAGGAGGGUGACCGCGUUCUGCUGCCCGAAUUUGGGGGCACCAAGGUUCAAUUGGAUGAGAAAAAGGAGCUGUUCCUUUUCCGCGAGUCAGAUAUCUUGGCUAAACUAGAAUAAACCAUGUUUCAUUUCAAUUAGUACGUAACCCUAACAAAUAAACGUUUAAUGCAAUGUUUUUGUUUGCAUGACCCACAAAAUAAA